Erinaceus europaeus (western European hedgehog) is the source of this 3638-nucleotide messenger RNA. It is a transcript of the gene TAF1B, whose product is annotated as TATA-box binding protein associated factor, RNA polymerase I subunit B. Bases 302 to 2074 code for a protein of 590 amino acids. Gene Ontology annotation, biological process: nucleolar large rRNA transcription by RNA polymerase I; RNA polymerase I preinitiation complex assembly. The record is from RefSeq and is a predicted model, not a curated record. Gene Ontology annotation, molecular function: RNA polymerase I core promoter sequence-specific DNA binding. The transcript is spliced from 15 exons. Gene Ontology annotation, cellular component: RNA polymerase transcription factor SL1 complex; RNA polymerase I core factor complex. NCBI's taxonomy places the organism in Eukaryota, Metazoa, Chordata, Mammalia, Eulipotyphla, Erinaceidae.
GAAAGGCUGUCAGAACCACGUGUGACUGGAUCAGUUCCGCCGUGGUCGCCGCCCAGUUUCUCAGUCUGGUUUUAGUUCAAGUAGCAAAAGGAUGCCGCCAGGGAGGAAGAGGAGGCAGGAUUAGUGGAGCUCUACGCCCCCAGGAGUGAGCGGAGGCGUUCCCGAAGGCUACCAGAACUUGAACUUCCAAAGCCUGGGUCGCGGUUUCCGCCCGGAGGGUACUUCCGGGUGCUCCCGGAAGCUGAAGUCGCUGCCCGGGUAAAGGGCCUCAACAGGAGCGACCGACGGAGGCUGUGGCGAUAUGGACCUAGAGGAAGCGAAAGAGUUGAAAGAACGUUGUACUCAGUGUGCUGCUGUCUCUUGGGGUGUUACUGAUGAAGGCAAAUAUUAUUGCACCUCUUGUCACAAUGUUACAGAACGGUCUAAGGAAGUUGUGGAUACUGCAGCUAUCCCAAAUACUAAAAUACAAGCUAUUAGCCGAGGGCUUAAGAGAAAAAGAAAACUUGAGAAAGGCUGGGAUUGGUAUGUGUGUGAAGGUUUUCAGCUCAUACUUUGUCAACAAGUGGAAGCCUUAAAGACCCUUGGAGUAGGUCCAGAACUAAAGAAUGAUGUUUUACAUAGUUUUUGGAAGCGCUACCUUCAGAAGAGCAAGCAGGCGUAUUGUAAAAACCCAAUUCGUACGAGAAGAAGGAAAACUACGGCAUUGGAAGAUACUCCAAGUCACUCAGACUGGGAUAGUGAACCGGAGUUGAUAAGCGACUUUAUCUGUUCUUCUUUUGCUGAAAGUGAAGCAGAGUCUCAACCUGAUCUCCACACCCAAAAGCCUUUCCCCAUCAUCAAAGCACCGAAUUCAGGAAUAGCAUACACCUGUUCUGGAUCUCUUGAUGGAGUAGAAUAUUCACAACGCAAGGAAAAGGGAAUUGUGAAGAUGACUGUGCCAAGGACGCUUGCUUUCUGCUAUCUGUCAUUACUUUGGCAGAGAGAAGCAAUUACUCUUUCAGAUCUUUUAAGAUUUGUUGAAGAGGGCCAUAUUCCUUAUAUAAAUACUUUUGAACAUUUUCCAGAGGAGAUGAAACUAUAUGGGCGUGACAAAUUAAUCUUUGCUAUAGAGUCUUGGCCUAUCUAUGAAGAUAUCUAUAAAAAUACAAUCGAGCUUGCCACAUUUUUAGAUUUGCCUCGUUUUCCAGAUAUAACUAAAGAUUGCUAUCUUCACCCAGACAUCUUGUGUAUGAAAUACUUGAUGGAAGUCAACCUUCCCGAUGAAAUGCACAAUUUAACCUGCCAAGUGGUUAAAAUGACUGGAAUAGGAGAAGCGGAUUUUCUCACAUUUGAUCCUAUAGCUAAAAAGGCAAAAACUGUUAAAUACGAUGUGCAAGCUAUAGCUAUCAUUAUAGUAGUAUUGAAACUGCUGUUUUUAUUGAACGACAAUUUGGAAUGGUCUUUGUCUGAUAUUGCUGAGAAAUAUAAUGAAAAGAACAAAAAAGAUAAACCAUGGUUUGAUUUUAGAAAAUGGUACCAAGUAAUGAAGAAAUCUAUUGAUGAGAAAAAACAAAAAUGGGAGGAAGCCAGAGCAAAGUACUUGUGGAAAAGUGAGAAGCCACUGUACUUGUCAUCCUACAACAGACCAGUAGUAUAUAAAAGAAGAGAAGUGGUGGUGAAUCUACAAAAACAAUUUAGCACAUUGAUUGAUUCCACACCAGUUGCUGAAAAACAAAACCCCUCAAGUUUUCAGUUCAACUGGACUGAAGAAAACCCCAACAGAACUUGUUUUCAUGGACAUAGCCUCCAGGGAAUCCUGAAGAAGAAAGGCCAAUCACUGACAACCAUGAAUUCACUUUACUGGCUUAGUACACAGAAAUUCUGUAAAAGCCAUUGUAAACAUGUGACAACUUACGAAGAAUCAUAUUUUUCUCAGAGUUACCAGUUUGUAAUAAGUCUCUUCUCUUUCCUGCUAAGAAUAAAAACCUCCUCUCUCCAUGAAGAAGUGAGCUUAAUUGAAAAGAGAAUCUUCAAAGCAAAAUACAAUCAAUCGAAAAAGAAACCUUCAAAAAAGAAAAUAAGAAAAGUGAAAUAGAAUUUUCCCUGAGGAAAUAUUUUAAUAGUGACAAUAAUUUCAAAUUAUGACAUUCCAGAAAAUGGUGGGAAAUACAGUUGUAUUGCAUUAUUAUAUAUGCAUAUAUAUGUAUACACACAAAUAUACAUAUAAAUGUAUCAAAAUAACUUAUACAAUAUUUAUUGGAAAACAAAGUUUGAAUUUGUUAAUGUAUGAGUUUUCUUUUGAGAAAAUUAAAGUAGUAAGUUAUAUAAAUGAUAUUCCUAAAUUUAUGUUCAUUUUAAAGCUUAAUGUGUUUGUUUUUUUUAUAAAAAGGAAACACUAACAAAACCAUAGGAUAAAAGGGGUACAAGUCCACAUAAUUCCCACCACCAGAACCUAAAGUAGAUCACUUGGGGGCCAGCAGUGGCACACCUGGCUAAGUGCACAUAUUACCAUGUGCAAGGACCCAGGCUCAAGCCCCAGUCCUCAUCUGCAGGGGGAGCUUUAUGAAUGGUGAAGCAAGUCUGCAGAUACCUCUCUCUACCUCCCCCUCUCUUCUCAAUUUCUCUCUGUCUUAUCAAAUAAAGGAGAGGGGGAGAGAGGAAAUUAGGGAAUCCUUGGAUUCCCACACACAGAUAUGAAGGGCCUAGACCUCUAAUAGAUCCAUCCAUCUCUCCUCCACCACUGCUCACUUCAUCAAGAACAUCAGCACAAGCCCUCUUAUGGGCUACCAGGAACUUGUCCUCCCUAUAAGGUAGCAACGGUAGGGACUGCCCCACUCUCUGAAAGACAUCCUGCCCUCUGGGUCAUCCUCCCUGCCCCUCGGAGAACACUGGUCCUGAAAUAAGUGCAGCCUGGAAUGUUCCCACCUGUGACCAUGAACUGUGAGCUCAGACUGACAGGACACAGGCUUCUGUGCAAAAUAUGAAUAUAAAUGGGCCCUGGGUCAAGUUGAUGGGGUAAGUAGAUAAUUUCAUUCAGGAAUUCUCAUUUGUGGCAGCUACUCUGUCUGCCCCAAUCCAACUUUCUAGUCCUAUUCUCAACUCUUUGUCUCCAUCUUCCCAGACAAUAGUUGUCAUAGGUCCCUAGGAACAUACCUAAAAUGAAUUUCCUUGCAUUUUUCCACCCUAAGAUCCCUAUUCUCAUCUGUUCUAUUCCUACUUUGUGUUUCCUGUUCAUUAAUCAUUUUGUCCUGCUUUAUAUCUUAGCACCUUUCAGCCACCAAAUUGCAGAUGCUAUCAGAAUUCCAACCUGACUUCCCUGGGCAGACGACCUCCCUCACCAGUGUGUCCUGGAACCCCGCCUCUCCAGAGCCCUACCCCCUAGGGAAAGACGAACAGGCUAGGGGUAUGGAUCUACCUGCCCAAGACCCAUGUCCAGUGGAGAAGCAGUUAGAGAAACCAGAAUUCCCACCUUCUGCACCCCCAAAAUAAUUUUUGGUCCAUAUUUUCAUAGAAGUCAAUGAUAGGGGAAGAUGACCAGAGGGCUCUGAACUCCAACUCCAUCAAGACCCGAAGAGAGAAGAGGAAAAAAGGAAGGACAUUCAGAAGUAGUAUUAGGUGUAGGUGUGACUUAGAAAGGAAGAGAAAGCAGGACCAUGGGG